UUCACCUCCCUCCCCUCGCUCUCUCUGCUCUUUCGGCUCUCGCACGGUUCAACACCUUCCAGACCACCCCUUCAACAGGUCCACUUCUUCCUGUCUUCACAUCAUGGUCAACGCCCCCGAGAUCAAGGCCAACGGCGCCUCGUCGUCCUCGUCCGCCCUGAUCGAGCAGCCCAAGAAGGGCGACGUGCGCAACCGCGCCGGCAUCGCGUCCUACACGGCCCACUGGGACAAGUCGUCGUCCAAGGACACGGUCGAGCACACUGAGGCGCGCAAGGACCACUACACCGACGUCGUCAACGGCUACUACGACGGCGCGACCGAGCUGUACGAGUACGGCUGGGGCGAGAGCUUCCACUUCUGCCGCUACUACCCGGGCGAGCCCUUCUACCAGGCCAUCGCCCGCCACGAGCACUACCUCGCCCACAACACGGGCAUCAAGCCGGGCAUGCGCGUCCUCGACGUCGGCUGCGGCGUUGGCGGCCCCGCUCGCGAGAUCGCUCGCUUCACCGACGCCAACAUCACGGGCCUCAACAACAACGAGUUCCAGGUCCUGCGCGCGCGCAAGUACACGGCCAAGGCCGGCCUGUCCAAGCAGGUCCAGUUUGUCAAGGGCGACUUCAUGGCGCUCAAGGAGCAGUUUGGCGCCAACAGCUUCGACGCCGUCUACGCGAUCGAGGCGACGUGCCACGCGCCGACGUGGGAGGGCGUGUACGGCCAGAUCUUCGAGGUGCUCAAGCCGGGCGGGACGUUCGGCGUCUACGAGUGGUGCAUGACCGACUCGUUCGACCAGUCGAACCCGAAGCACAAGGAGGUGCAGCACGGCAUCGAGCUCGGCAACGGCAUCCCCGAGAUGCGGCCGAUCGCGGCGGCGCGCAAGGCGCUCGAGGCCGUCGGGUUCGAGAUCGUGCACGAGGAGGACCUCGCCAACCGCGGCGACAAGGUCGACUGGUGGUACUCGCUCUCGGGCGACCUGCGCAAGGCCCAGACGUGGUGGGACCUCGCGACCGUGUGGCGCAUGACGACCCUCGGCCGCAACCUGACUGGAUACGGCGUCUGGGCGCUCGAGAAGGCCGGCCUGGUCCCCAAGGGCACGUGGGACGUCCAGGAGACGCUCAAGAUUGCCGCCGACUCGCUCGUCGCCGGCGCCAAGCUCGACCUGUUCACGCCCAUGAUGCACUUUGUCGCCCGCAAGCCCGAGUCGUCGUCCGAGUAGUCGCAUCUCUCCCUGUACUCCCCUACCUCCUUACUCGCAUUGCCAAACUAUCCUUACACCUAGCGUUC
Messenger RNA from Rhodotorula graminis WP1, 1281 nucleotides. RefSeq lists its product as uncharacterized. The record is from RefSeq and is a predicted model, not a curated record. Bases 104 to 1213 code for a protein of 369 amino acids. Gene Ontology annotation, molecular function: sterol 24-C-methyltransferase activity. The transcript is spliced from 5 exons. Gene Ontology annotation, biological process: ergosterol biosynthetic process. Gene Ontology annotation, cellular component: endoplasmic reticulum. Lineage: Eukaryota; Fungi; Basidiomycota; Microbotryomycetes; Sporidiobolales; Sporidiobolaceae.